Hylaeus volcanicus is the source of this 3075-nucleotide messenger RNA. Its product is annotated as zwei Ig domain protein zig-8-like. The record is from RefSeq and is a predicted model, not a curated record. Bases 1600 to 2463 code for a protein of 287 amino acids. Gene Ontology annotation, biological process: synapse organization. The transcript has 7 exons. Lineage: Eukaryota; Metazoa; Arthropoda; Insecta; Hymenoptera; Colletidae. Gene Ontology annotation, cellular component: neuron projection membrane.
UCAGUCCGCUAUCGCGCCGCGACACGGUCGGAUCUCGGUUCGUAACUGUCACGUACACGCACGUACGCGUAUGCACGCGCGCGCGUUAAAUCCUCGCAGGAUAUUCUUCCACGAAUAUACAUUCGCGAAAAAUCGGUAUCGCUGUUCCUUACACUUUUCGACGACUCGAAUCGCGCACUGUUCGCGAACGCGUGUGAAGAAAUCGGCGAAAGAUUCUCGCGUGGGCGAAUUUUAUCCGGGAGUGCGCGAAACGCGUGGAAUAAUCAUCGUUCGACGUCGAGAUAGGUGGUAAACCUGUGUUUUUUACGUGAUUGGAGUAACACUCGAACGACGCUUUUGUAAAGUUAUCGAAGCGUCGAAACGGAGCACGCAGCAACGCGCUCCUAAUCCGCGAAAGAUUUAGUGUUCACGUUGGGUGAAUCCUGCACGUUCGUCACGGUGAGAGUUGUUAACGAAUUACGUGUGAAACAGUGCCGCGAGGUAACUCUUGGAAAACAUUUUUUGCGCCAAAUUGUGCGCGGCGGGGACGCCACUGUUUGCGCGCGAUCGAGGAUCGAAAGCGCGCUGCGAUCUAUCCGCGGUGGAGCAACGCAUACGCAAGAUCGUUUCCGUUCUGGAAUGCUUGCGCGAGGGCGUCGAAUAUGCGAGUUUCGUGUGCCGAGUUAAUCGACGCACGUACGCGUAACCGUCGCGGGUCGCUAUCAAGAGGCUUUCAAUUAAAUCUCCCGCGAGGAAGGUCAAGUACGCCGUGCGAGCGACAUCCAGUUUUCAGUUUUAAUUAAAACACCCCUGGAGGACUCCCAUUAUCGCGCUUGUGUUCGAAAUUAAUUAGCGACGGCGGAGACAGCCGACCGCGCCAGGUGAGCAACGAAGAUUGCGAACGGGCGCUGAGGUGAGAGAACCUGAAACCGAGAAAUGUCGUUGGAUGUCGACGUGACGAUAUAACCCGACGGGGGAGUGCGUUGUCUCGUGUACGGGUUCGAUAUACCAAUCGUCGCGAUAUCGUUACGGAAUCGAUGCCAGAGGGAAGUGGAGAGGAAUAAUAAUAAAACAAUCAAGAUUCUUCUCGUGCAAGAGAAUUAAUAUACAGACGGAAGAAAUAAUUUCGGAGCAAAGGUGGAGCACGUUUGUUCUCAAUCUCUCUCUGAGCAGAAGGAAUACAAAGUGCCCAUAAUAUAAAGGAACGUGGAUAAUACGAUAGACAUCGACGCAACAUUGAACAAAUAAUAGAUAUGUGAUAGAAUCGAGAAUAUAAGAGCGAGGAACAGCAUAUCGCAGCCGGUGUGCCUCGUGUGGUCGAAAUCGCGUGUGCGGGAGCUUAACGAGUCGGGCUCGAUCAGAUUUUCCGUUAAACGGUCGUUCGCGAGUGACAAAUUGUGUCGUUGCGUGCGGAAGCGGCACGUAAGUCCCCGAGAAGGAUAGGCGAGAGGAAAAGAACGUGGAAGUUGGGAAAAAGUUAGCAGCUUUUCCAGUCGUCCUAGCAUCCACCACCGUCACGUUGGAGUGAUGAAAGCGGCGUAGCAACCAGCAAAUAGGCAAGUCCCAACGUCCGAGAGGCACGUAUUAUGUGAGGUGAAACUUGCAACGAGGGAAACGAAGAUGUCCGCCAUCAGCGUAGCUGCAUGGUUGCUCAGCGCCGUCGCUUUCGCCGCGAUUAAUAACGGCGCGCACUGCUACAGCAUGCUCCAUGGAAGCAGCGGGAAAAAUGGCAACUCUAAUCAGAACAGCCUGGACGACAGCAGUGCAAGGACCGGGCCCUACUUCGACGUGUCCGCCUCGAAGAACGUGACCGCUCUUCUAGGCAAGACUACGUACUUGAACUGCCGCGUCAUGAACUUGGGAAACAAGACGAUGACGCUGCAAGUGUCCUGGAUCCGACACAGAGACGUCCACUUGCUCACCCUCGGUCGUUACACGUACACGAACGACCAGCGAUUCAGGGCGAUUCACAAAGCACAAACGGACGACUGGAUGCUUCAAAUCAGGUAUCCGCAGCUUCGGGACUCGGGCAACUACGAGUGCCAGGUCUCCACGACGCCGCACAUGAGCCACAUCGUGCAUCUGAACGUGAUCGAACCAACAACCGAAAUCCUGGGUGCGCCAGAUCUGUACAUCAACCGAGGCAGCACCAUCAACCUGACGUGCGUGGUCCUAGAGAGUCCAGAGCCUCCAGCUUACAUAUUUUGGAAUCACAACGAUGCUAUAAUCAGCUACGACUCCAUCAGAGGCGGCGUAUCCGUGGUCACGGAGAGGGGUGACAGCACCACAAGUUUCCUGCUGGUGCAGGAAGCGAAGCCAUCCGACUCGGGGCGGUACACUUGUAAUCCCAGUAAUGCUCAACCCAAAUCGAUCACCGUGCACGUACUCAAUGGAGAGUAUCCCGCGGCAAUGCAGCACGGCGGCCAAGCCAAGCAACCAAGGCUCUACUCCCUUCUGCUCUGUCUGUGUCUGCUACUUUACUAACUGUCUCAACCCCCUCGCCCAACGCCCCUUCCCCCCUCGGAAGACCACCCUAUCCAUCGAACCAGUCGACGACGGUUAUCGAGGGACUUCCACCGUGAUAUCCACCGAUCGUGGGACGACGAACGCCGUCGUAGAGACUCCUCGGGUUCGCGCGACCAGGGACCAGUGGUGGUGCAGUGACACGGUAAAAAAAAAAAAAAAAAAGAACUCUGGCGACAGGUGCGUCGAGUGAUCGCGCGGACGAGAAAAAGGGUACUCGCGUGCCUCGACGAAACGUCCUCGAACCGAACCUAAACGUAACCGUCAGCGUGGAUCGACGCGAGUGGCCGAGUCGUGAUAACGCGACUGGAUACGCCCUCGUGGCGUUAACGCCGAACGAAGCCGAUCACCACGCGAAACCAGGCCCUGUGGUGAACGUCGACGGUACGUGUUUCGACGGUACAGCGCUCGACGGUGCAACAAAGUGACUGAUCGUGAUCGCAAGCCCCGACACGUGACGGCGGUGCGAGGCAACGUAACGCGGAAAUAAUGCAGCUGGUCGCGAAACGAUUAAACCCGAGCCGGUCGCGGGACAAACGGAAAUUGAGAUGGCGAAAGACGCGGAGCAGGGGU